AUGAGUGCUCGUGCUGGUGAAGUUGAUGCUACAGUAGCAAUUGCCGGUAUUAACAGCCCCGUUAAACCUGCUACGACCACAUUCGAUUCGGUUAAAACUGGUGCUGCUAGCGUUGAAAGUACUGUUGGCAAUGCAAUAGAGAAUGCGAUCGAGAAUGUUGAUAAUGAGGAUGAAAAUGCUCCUCCAAAGGAAUCAAUUGUUCCUGCUAAGACUCAGGCUAGGAGGUUACCUCCUCCCAACAUUUCUGGAUCUAUAGGUACGGUUCCUUUAGAAGCUGUUCAUGUAAAUGAACUUAAAAAGGCCCCUUCGAGAGAAAAGAAUCUCUAUGAUACCUCUUUAGAUGUCACAAAGAAAAGUGGCGGUGUCACUAACCAAGAGAAACUGUCAAUAAAGGAAAUGAUUAAUAAAGAAUCACUCGAUACAUUUUUCCCUUGGAGAGAAAUCGGUGAGUUUAAUUCUUCUGGUAAGAACAAAAAUGUUGGUAACAAUUCAAAGGCUAUUAAGGACUAUAUCAUCGAAACUUUUUUCAACGAUUGGUGGCACGAUGCUUCACCUAUCAUAGGAACAUGUUUCUUCUCAUGGUUAUUUGCCUAUUAUGGGUUCUCUUGGUGGUCUCUAAUUCUGAUUUUCUCAUGUACUGCCUCUGUCUACAGUCUUGAGUAUUCUCGUUUUGCAAGAAAUUUAAGGGAUGAUUUAAAAAGAUCUAAUGUUAGUGAAACUAUAUCUAAAAAAAGUGAAAGUUCUGUAUGGUUAAAUACUUUGCUAUCCAAAAUUUGGCUUAUCCAUAUGCCUGUUAUCUCAGAACAGGUAAUGGCCCAAGCAAACCCAAUUUUGGCCGAAUCCGCUCCCGGAUAUGGUAUCGAUUCAUUGAGUUUGGAAGAAUUUACCUUGGGUUCUAAGGCGCCAGCUAUUAGAAGCAUCAAGACAAACUCAAAAAGUGGUAAAGAUAUUACCGAACUGGAGUUAUCAUUUGCUUUUACUCCCAGUGAUGUUUCUGAUAUGACACCAAGAGAAGUUAGAGAAAAAGUCAACCCUAGAAUUGUUCUGGGUGUCACUUUGGGUAAAAGUUUUGUAUCAAAGACAGUCCCAAUUAUCGUUGAGGAUAUUAACGUCUCUGGUAGAGUUCGUUUAAUUACAAAGUUUGGUCAAACAUUCCCUAAUAUAAAAACAGUUUCUGUACAAUUAUUAGAAGCUCCAAUGAUUGAUUUCGCAUUAAAACCUAUAGGUGGUGAUACCUUAGGUUUAGAUGUCAUGUCAUUUUUACCUGGUUUGAAAUCUUUCGUGAAGGGUAUGGUUAAUUCUACCAUUGGUCCAAUGAUGAUUGCUCCAAACAAGUUUGAUAUCGAUAUUGAAGAUAUAUUAGCCGCACAAUCUAAUGAAGCUAUCGGUGUUAUUGCAGUUAGUAUUUAUUCAGCGUCACAUUUGAAGAGCUCCGAAUUUAUUGGAAAUACUGUUGAUCCAUAUGUUGUCUUAUCAACUUCUUCAACUGUACAGGGAUCAUCAAAUACCGUUAGAACAUCAAUUAAAUCGGAUGUUAAAGAUCCUCGUUGGAAUGAGACUAAAUAUAUGUUGGUCAGUACUUUGGACCAAAAAUUGACCUUUCAAUGUUAUGACUUUAAUGAUCUGCGUAAGGAUAACAUAAUUGGUGAAUUUGAUCUAGACCUAUCUGAAUUGCUACAGAACCCUACAAUUGAAAAUGCAUCAUCGGUUUUGAGAUUAGGUGUACAAAGUAGAGGUACUUUACAGUACGCCAUUAAUUGGUUCCCUGUAAUAAAAGACAGUGAAUCCGAGCGUGUUAAGUCUCUCCAACAAUCUAAAACAAUGGUUUCCUUUUCUGAUGACGAAGAUAUUGAAAAUGAGUCGGAUGAAGAAGACCUUAAGGAAAAGGAAAUCGAUACCAAUGUUGGUAUUUUAAAAUUUACAUUAGAGAGUAUCAGAAGUUUGGAUUUAAGUUAUGCAGUUGGUGGAGUUAUCAGUCCUUCUGCAGAAUUAAGAUUAAAUGGUAGAUUAGUUAAAAGAUAUAGAACUUUGAAGAAAACUAAUGAACCAUCUUGGAACGAAACUAUUGAAUUAUUUGUGAAUUCCAAAAGCAGCAGUGUUUUGGAAUUGACAGUUUUCGAUGAGAGAUCAAAAAGGAGAGCAGUUUUAUGCUCCAUCAAGGCCUCUCUUGCAACUUUCUUCGAGGUUAUUUCCAUUGGUCAAGAUUAUAUAAAUGCCUCUCCUAAGGGUCAAAUAUAUUUCUUCGCACAAUGGAAACCUGUAGAUUCUCACGGUUCCAUCAUUUCCACUUCAGUGCCAAAGACACCAAUCGGUGCUCUUAGAUUCCGUAUUCAUGAUGCCCUUGUUAAGGAUUCCUUAAAGGGUGUCGGUGACAUUGAUCCUUAUUUCAACUUAUUGAUUAAUAACCAAAUUUACUAUCGUUCUAGAUACAUCUCUGAAAAUAAGAAUCCUUCAUUCGAUACUACUGUAUAUUUGCCAAUAACUUCCGAAAACGAUGUUAUCGCAUUGUCUUUGUUUGAUUAUCAAAAUGUAGGUAAAGAUAGAUUUAUUGGUAGAAUUCAAUUUCAUGCUGAUAAAUUAAUUGAAGCUGCAAUUAAAAAGGAAAAUAACAACCUUGCCUCAACUGAAAGUGAAAAAUGGGUCUUAAGAGAUUUACGCAACAGGGCUACAAAUGAUCAUGUAAAUGUAGCAGUCGGUUAUAUUCCAAUCAUACCUGUAUUUUCUCCAACUGAACUUGAACAUGUCAAUGAAUUGGAAAAGGAAAUGAGGGAGAAGAAGGAAGCAAUGGAUAAAGAGCAAAGUAAAUUAAAGGAAGAAAUGGAAAAGAAACCUUCCGAUUACGAAAUAGUGGAGAUACCUUAUCCAUUUGAAGAUACAGAAAAGGAAAUAGCUUCUAAGAAGAAGUACACUUAUGACGAAUUAGUACAUUCCGAAGCGGGUAUCAUAACAUUCGAAAUUAUCAGUGGUACUCUUUCAAGUCCUACUUCCUUCUUACAAAUAUUAGUUGACGAUGUAUUUUUCCCGGCUUACACAUCAUCAAGGUCAAAGAAUGGUAAAUUAUCAAAGGAUUCAGGGUUUGCAUUUAUUCGUGAUUUGGCAAAUAGUACUGUCUUAGUAAGAAUAUCGAGAAAACAAAUAGUUAAAGACAAGGAAAAUAUUAUAGCUGAGUUUAGCAUCAAAACAUUAAAACUACUAAAGAAUUCUUACGAACAACCUUAUAGUUUAAAUGUUGCUGGAUCUAUAUUUAGUAUAAGGUGUUUAUUUGACCCUUCCUCUAUGCCAAUGCCUUCAUGUGAGAAAGUCGGUGAUACUGGUAUGCUGAAAUUAGGUAUUAUCUCCGGUACGAACUUAUUAGCAUCUGACAGAAAUGGUAAGUCUGAUCCGUAUGUUGAUAUUUUGGUAAACAACCAUAAAGUAUUCACCACUGAGAUUAUUAAGAAGACUUUGAACCCUGUUUGGAAUGAAACUGCUAUGAUUCCAAUUCCAUCAAGAAAAUACACUAAAAUUAUUGCCGAUGUUUAUGAUUGGGAUCGUGCUACUGAAAAUGAUCCAUUGGGUUAUACCCCUGUUGAGAUUUCUCAAAUGGAAUCAAAUAAGCUCUAUGAAUGGGACUUAGUUUUGAGUACCCAAGGUUCAAUAAAGGUUACUGCGGAGUUUGUUCCACAAUAUAUCAGACCAAUAAUGGAGAUCCGUGAAGUAAAUAAAAAGAAGCAGUCUUUGAAGGCAGUUGGUAAUGUUGCCGGUGCAGGUUUAGGUGCAGCAACUGGUGGUGUACACGUUGGUGGUAAGAUUUUGAAGAAGGGUAUUAAAGGUGAAUUUAACUCGAAGGAAAAGGACAUGUCAGAGGAGAUGGAGACAGCUCAGCGUAUAUCCAUUGAACAAGAACGUGCAGUUCCAGAUCUAAGUUAUGCUCCUAUUCCUGAAAAUACAUUAGCACAACCUCCUACCCCAUCAUCACCAACAAGAAGCAAUCUUGGUGUCCCACCUGGACAUACUAGAAACCCAUCUGCUGCAAGCAGUUUUGCAAGAACACUAGCUCCAAAUGGUACAUACAGAGGUAUUGUUACAAUCUUAGCUACGGAAAAUUUAAGCAAGAACGUUCAAGUUAAAGUAUCAUUGACGCAAAAGGGUAGAAUGAAGUCUUUGUUCAAGACAAAACCGCAAAAGACUGAUGACGAUGGAAUUGCCCAUUUCAACGAAAACUGCGAGUUCAAAGCUUCACCGGAGGCCAAUUUGGUAUUUGGUGUCGUUGCUCACCAUAAAUUAUCUAAGGAUAGAGAUUUAGGAUUAGCUCAAAUCAACCUUGGUGAUCCACAGAUCCAAAAUGAAGGUAAUAUUGCAAUUAAGAUUGGUGAGGGCCGUAUUAUUGUCAAGAUUGAUUACGGACACGAUGGCGAUGCUUCUGACAUUCCUCCUGUUCCAAAGAUCCCCCAAGAACAUAUGUCUUGA
This is a messenger RNA of Vanderwaltozyma polyspora DSM 70294, 4449 nucleotides long. RefSeq names its product Tcb3p (gene TCB3). The record is from RefSeq and is a predicted model, not a curated record. Gene Ontology annotation, molecular function: lipid binding. The coding region runs from base 1 to 4449 and encodes 1482 amino acids. The transcript has a single exon. NCBI's taxonomy places the organism in Eukaryota, Fungi, Ascomycota, Saccharomycetes, Saccharomycetales, Saccharomycetaceae.